Molecule: messenger RNA, 998 nt
Organism: Megalops cyprinoides (Indo-Pacific tarpon)
Lineage: Eukaryota; Metazoa; Chordata; Actinopteri; Elopiformes; Megalopidae
Gene: snx3
Product: sorting nexin 3
Exons: 4
Coding region: 57-545 (162 amino acids)
Biological process (GO): late endosome to Golgi transport; endocytic recycling
Cellular component (GO): early endosome membrane; retromer complex
Molecular function (GO): phosphatidylinositol-3-phosphate binding
Source: RefSeq, a predicted model, not a curated record
CUCAGCUGAUCGGAAGUGGAGACUGUCCACGGGAGCUUUUGAGAGGGAGAAUAGACAUGGCAGAGGCCAUAGCCGAUACAAGGAGGUUGUACACCAGGCCACAGACCUUAAAUGAUGCAUAUGGACCCCCAAGUAAUUUUUUAGAGAUUGACGUGAGUAAUCCAGAGACAGUCGGCGUUGGCAGGGGCAGAUUCACUACCUAUGAAAUUAGGUUGAAGACCAACCUCCCCAUUUUCAAGCUGAAGGAGUCACGUGUGAGAAGAAGAUACAGCGACUUUGAGUGGCUCCGGAGCGAGCUUGAAAGGGAAAGCAAGGUUGUGGUUCCACCCCUGCCUGGAAAAGCUUUUUUCCGCCAGCUUCCGUUCCGAGGGGAUGACGGCAUAUUUGAUGAUUCCUUCAUCGAAGAGCGAAGGCAAGGGCUGGAGCAGUUUCUGAACAAAGUGGCAGGACACCCCCUGGCCCAAAACGAACGCUGUCUCCACAUGUUUUUACAGGACGAGACCGUAGACAAAAGUUACACACCCUCCAAAAUCCGACAAGCCUAAAUUCGACAAUGGCCACAAGGUUCGGGAAGGUGUGCGCGACCCCCAGGGAAAUCUGUGUGACCCAAAGUUCAGGGUGAAUCAUUUUUAAGCUUCAGAUGCUGUAUUAAUCAACAUACUUUUUUAAACCACAUUUCUCAUUUUUAGUAUUUUGUGGUGCCUCUGAUUCAGCUCUUAAUUGAAAACAAAUCUCAAACAAUUAUGCAUUUAUUGUUAACAGUAAAUAAUAUCUUCCUCUUGAAACAGCACUAACUCAGCUCUUUGAAAAUGACAUUUAUUAGUGAGUUAUAUCUGACAUCAAAUAUGCAUCAAAUCCUCAAGAUAUUCAUUUGACAGGACACUUCUUGAUGUUAAGACCUUUGUACAUGAUCCCUUCCAUGAAAUGGAGCAUGUGUGUUCCUUUAAUACCUGUAAAUGAUUUUUCUAAUGGUGAAACAGUGAGGGAAUGACAGCAUU